AUGGGAAGAAUUGCACACAUUCUUGUAUUGCUUGCCAAUCACCCACAUGUCUGCAAAUUCCACACAUCUGCAACAGAAAUCUCCAAAUUGCACAAGAGAAUUGCACCAUUGGAAAGCCAUAAAUCCAACGAUCUUAUUUAUAAAGAGCCUCUGACCGUUGUUUUUCGAUACAUAAUUUCAUCGAGUAGUCCAAAUGGAUUUAAACAGGUUCUCUUCUUUCGCAGUGACAAUGAUGUUUUGUCAGAAAGCUGGUGGUCAUGUCACGGGUGUUUAGACGAAGAGAGAAGUGCUCUCUUGCGGAUUAAAAGCUCCUUUAAUUACCCAAGCGGCACAUUCCUUCAAUCUUGGGGAAAAGUAGCCGACUGUUGUUCUUGGAAAGGCGUUGACUGCAAUUUCACUACAGGACGAGUUGUCCAACUUGAUCUUUCAAGCAAAAGGGAAGAGGGAUUGGGAGAUUUGUACCUAAAUGUCUCUUUGUUUCGUCCCUUCCAAGAACUGCAAUAUCUUGAUUUAAGUGGAAAUUUUAUAGUUGGCUGUGUUGAGAAUGAAGGUUUUGAAAGACUAUCAGGACUUGACAGUUUGGUGUUUCUCGAUUUAGGCGUAAACAAAUUCGACAACCGCAUCCUUUCAUCCCUUGGUGGGCUUUCCUGUUUGACAACCCUGUAUCUAGAUGGUAACCAACUCAAAGGAGAAAUUAGUGUUGAUGAACUCAAUAAUCUAACAAGCUUGCUGUCGUUGGAGUUUGGUGGCAAUGAAAUUGAAAGCUUUAAAUCCAUUCAUGGUACUGGUGACGAGUUACUGAGGUUAAGAAAUCUGGAAUACCUUGUUUUGAAUGUUAAUCGCUUCAAUGACAGUACCUUAUCAUCCCUCAAGGGUCUUUCAUCUCUCAAAUCCCUGGAUAUAGCGUACAACCAACUGAAAGGAUCAUUCAAUGUGACUGAGCUGGAUGCUUUGAUCAACUUAGAGACAGUGGAUCUAAGGGGAAAUGAGAUUGACAAAUUUGUGUUAUCCAAAGAUACUAGAGGUUUUGGAAAUGUAAGCCUCAUUUCAUUAUCUAAUAGCACCUCAAAUGGAAGAGCUCUUCCAUUUACAUUGCUGCAAUCGUUAACGAAAUUCCCAAACCUCAGGACCCUUAAUUUGGAUGAGAAUAAUCUUGAAGGAAGUUUCGGAACAACAUUAGAUAAAGACUUGGCUUCUCUCAAGAAUUUAGAAAAGUUGGAUUUGAGUUUCUCCACUGUCGAUAAUAGCUUUCUGCAAACAGUCGGGAAGAUUACUACUCUAAAGAGUUUACGCUUGAGGGGCUGUCGACUCAAUGGCUCCAUCCCUAAAGCCCAAGGCCUAUGUCAGUUAAAGCAUCUCCAAAAUCUAGAUAUCAGUGGGAAUGAUCUCAGUGGUGCUUUGCCUCGGUGUUUGGCAAAUUUGACAUCCCUUCAAGGAUUAGAUUUGUCUUACAAUAACUUUAUUGGAGACAUUUCCUUCCCUCUUACAAGUCUCACAUCCAUCCGAGGGUUAUCACUUUCAGACAACCACUUUCAGAUCCCCGUCUCAUUGAGCUCAUUUCUCAACCAUUCACAACUCAAGUAUUUCGAUGGUAGCAAUAACGAAAUAUAUGUAGAAGAAUUAGAGGAGCAUAAUUUGGCCCCAAAAUUCCAAUUAGAGCGUCUUGGUUUAUCUGGCAAUGGAUAUGGUGGAGCAUUUUCCUUUCCCAAAUUCCUCCUCCAUCAAUACAGCCUCCAAGAAAUUGAUUUUUCUAACCUGAAAUUGAGGGGAGGGUUUCCUAUUUGGUUGUUAGAGAACAACACACACCUAAAUGAACUCCAUUUGGUCAACAAUUCUCUUUCAGGGACUUUUCAAUUGCCAAUUCAUCCUCAUCAGAAUUUGUCUGAAUUAGAUAUUUCUAACAAUAACUUCGAAAGCCACAUUCCUAGAGAAAUAGGAUCAUAUUUUCCAAGUUUAACAUUUUUAUCCAUGUCUGAUAACCACUUCAGUGGUCGCGUUCCCUCUUCAUUUGACUUUCUGUUGUAUCUUCAAGUUUUUGACCUCUCAAAUAACAACAUCUCUGGAACCUUACCAUCUUUCUUUAACUCUUCAAACCUCCUGCAUGUUUAUCUGUCACGAAAUAUGCUACAAGGAUCCCUAGAACAUGCAUUUCAGAAAUCCUUUGAGCUAAUAACGUUGGAUCUUAGCCAUAAUCAUUUGACUGGUAGCAUUCCAAAAUGGAUUGGUGAGUUUUCCCAACUGAGCUUUCUUCUCUUGGGUUAUAAUAAUCUUUAUGGCAGUAUACCCACGCAAUUGUGCAAGUUGAACGAAUUAAGCUUCAUUGAUCUUUCUCAUAAUAAUUUUUCUGGUCAUAUUCUACCUUGCCUAAGAUUUAAAAGCAGUAUUUGGUUCAUCCUCCUCGAAGAAUAUCCUUCUGAGUAUUCUCUUCGAGAACCAUUGGUUAUUGCAUCAAAGAGUGUGUCUUAUUCUUAUUCGCCAAGUAUUUUGUACUACAUGACCGGAUUGGAUCUCUCCUGCAACAGUUUGUCAGGUGCGAUUCCUCCUGAAAUUGGGAAUCUCAACCACAUUCAUGUAUUGAACCUGUCCAACAAUCAUUUAAUAGGCCCAAUCCCACAAACUCUUUCAAAUUUGAGUGAAGUUGAGAGCUUGGACCUUUCCAAUAACAGCUUGAAUGGGGAAAUCCCACCUCAACUUGUACAAUUGCAUUCUCUUGCCUAUUUUAGUGUAGCCAACAAUAACCUGUCUGGUAAGACUCCUGAGAUGGUUGCACAAUUCUCAACAUUCAGUAAGAGCAGCUACGAGGGAAAUCCCUUACUUUGUGGACCACCACUGCUUAACAGUUGCACCAAAGAAGUACCACCACCACCACCACCUGGGCCUUCUACUGAUGAGAAAGAAGAGAGUAGCGUCAUCAUUGAUGCACAAGUUUUCUGUGUGAGCUUUGUUGUGACGUACAUCAUGGUGCUGUUUGGAAUAGCUGCAGUUUUGUACAUAAACCCAGACUGGCGGCGAGCAUGGUUUUAUUUCAUUGAGAAGAGCAUCAACACUUGCUACUACUUUGUUGCGGACAAUCUUCUUAAGCCAUUCAGAAUCAGAGUUUGGAAGCCUUUGGUAUAAAUAAAUCUCAACUUUGCAUUGUUUCUACAUUUCGAAGGGAAGAUUUAGAUGGUCAAUCUUAUCUCAUCUCAGUAGUAUAAAUUAUGUCUGAAAAGCUGUGUUUUUUAGAGCAAUGUAAUGAAGAAAAUCAUUUCUUCACAAUUUUGCUUUCAGCAUUCAGCAAGUUCUUUCUCAUA
This is a messenger RNA of Populus trichocarpa (black cottonwood), 3293 nucleotides long. Its product is annotated as receptor-like protein 45. NCBI's taxonomy places the organism in Eukaryota, Viridiplantae, Streptophyta, Magnoliopsida, Malpighiales, Salicaceae. The record is from RefSeq and is a predicted model, not a curated record. Gene Ontology annotation, molecular function: protein binding.